UCCAAUCUUCUAGGCCCUCCCCUGAACUUGCCGCAGGUGACAGUAUGACGGUUGCCCGCGGCGAGGAAUCCCCAGAGCGGCUGGGCGGAGCCCUACGGCGCCUCCACUACAGAGCUACACGCCGUGCCCAUUCUGCUGUCGCUCGUCACCACUCAAACACGCCAAAGGUAGUGGUGAUGAGCAGCAGCACAACAUCAGACAAAACCAUAAACACCAGCACAGACUCUGCAGCCACAGCCCUCACAUCCAUCACCGGGACCGAUGACUCCAUGGACGCAGAAGCCGACCCUCCAGAACUCCAAAACCUAAUAGACGACACACCUCCACCUAACCCCCAAGAAAACCCUCCCUCUACGGCACCCCCACAUUACCACAGGGGGCAAGACAGCGGAGAAUUCGACCCCCCAUCUUAUGCUAUUCCCCAGUCAGCCACAGACACCUUGGAUUCACCUAGGCCAGGACCAGCGAGGUUUAUCUUCGAUGUACCUAUACCAGAACCUCAUCAGAAUCACAAGAAACCUGAAAAGCCUCGUAAUAAAACUCAAGUAAGCCAACCGAAUCCCGACCUAACAGCACCCUCUACGUCAAUGCAAUAUGAGAAAAUAGAACCACCAAAAAGUCCAAAAGUUACACAAACAAAAUACGAAACGCACUUCAAUUUUGAACCCGAGACUGUAAGGAGAGGAAGUGAGCCCAGGGUCAAAAAAGACAAGGAAUAUUAUAAGGAUGAAGUGGCGAGGCUGCGGAAGCAAUUAGAGGGGACAGAAGUCUUUACGAGAAGAAGAUCAACCCACCAGCAUUCCGUUCCACCACCAUCGUCAAGGCGACAGUCAACUGCAGCUCAAGUCCACGUUACGGCAAAUCCUUUGGACUCAGCAUCUUCUAUGCCGGCUGGUCGUACCACCAUUGUCGUGCAGCAACCUUCCCUCUCUCUAGACUACGGUGGAUGUUCGACCAUCCUCAUCAGAGACGCAGAAGAUGCGAGGAGGAACAGCAGAGCCUGUGAUCACAUCCAGCAGUUGUUAGACGUUACCAGCCAGUUUACUUCGGAAGAUUUGCACGAGUUCGAUAAAAGGUAUGGCAGUCCACACCACUCAAGAUCCCAGUCAGUCAAAGCAGCCAGGUCACGCACUGGUGAAAGACAACUCCUGGGUCUACCACAACAGAGGGCCAGGGUUGCAUCUAUGCCAAACACUGGUGUCGAGGAGGAAUACUAUCGGUUACGGCAUUUUAGUAUUACAGGUAAGGGAGUGGUGAAUCGUGGAGACUCUCUGCGAUCCAGGAGGUCCAGGUCAAACACAUCGGUAGCAUCCAGCGCCUCCAGUACGGAAGCUGUUACCAGGGCUUCGGCUCCUUGUUCGCUGGCAUCUUCCAGGGACUCGUCUGCUGGUCUCAGUUCAUACCGAGUGGUGGUCGUGGGCGGGCCGGGCGUAGGAAAAUCAAGCCUUGUGGGACAGUUCAUGACCUCGGAGUAUUUACACGCCUACGACACUAGUAUAGAUGACGAGUCAGGCGAGAAGUCAGUAUGUGUGCUACUAGCGGGAGAAGAGUCGGAGAUCACAUUCUUGGACUCACCACCAGAUAAUCUUAUUUCCGAGGGACAGGCACAUGGCUACUGCGUAGUCUAUUCGACGGCGGAUCGAGCCAGCUUUGCUGAAGCGGAACGGCGUCUCCAAGUGUUAUGGGCGGCGGGACAUACGGCACGCCGGGCUGUGAUACUAGUCGGGAAUAAGGCGGACCUGGCGCGCUCGCGGGCUGUGCCCACAGAUGAGGGAAAAUCUCUAGCGACGUCAUACGAGUGCAAGUUCAUAGAGACAUCUGUGGGCAUCAACCACAAUGUGGAUGAGUUACUAGUGGGUCUGCUCACUCAGAUCCGUUUGAAACAGCAACACGCCGAACGUGUCAGAAAGCGAAGCAGUUCCCGCAAGAACAGGAGCCGCGCUCGCUCCCCUCUUGAAGAUGUUACUGCCCCCGCCGCUGCUCCCUCGUCCGCUUCCAGCACGCCACGGAAACGAACUCGCCUAUCUGCCAGUGUUAAGGUCCGUGGUCUCCUUGGUCGAGUAUGGGCGCGCGACUCAAAAUCAAAAUCAUGCGAGAAUCUCCACGUACUCUAGCAUUCGGUUGCCGAGCCUGUCGCUUGUUUCCCCUUCUUUGACUGCGCUGUCACUUACUCUUAGGGAAAUGCCCCCUAGCGUGACCUCUAUUUGACCAAUAGCACACCGUAGCGACCUCUAAAAUUAUCAUUUACCUUUACAUAUGUAUUUUAAAAAAUACUAGCUGUGUGUCUAUUCCUCAGUUAUAUACAUGUAGUUUAUCGAGAUAAUAUAAAGUCAUAUUUCGUAUUAAAAAUGGACAGCUUAUAGUAAGUUUCUAAUAUUUCGAAUUAUUUUAAGUCCAUUAAAUUGGUGAUUUGACUUAAAAAUAUUAAUUAACGUCCAAAAUGACUUAAGCGUCCAUAUUGUAUUUUCUUUACAAAUGCAAUAACUUUUAUUUAGAGUAGAUUUUUUAAUUAGUUCAUUUAAUUUAUAUAAUAUAAGUCAGAAGGAGGAAUCACGCUGUAUUCUUGGGGGAAGACGGGCCGGUGAGAGAUGAAUUUCAAAUUUUGUAUCGUUAGUGAACGCCAUCUAGUUACGAAUUUUGGUACUAUGCAAGUGUCGUUCGUACUUUGCGCGUUCACACAUAUGAUUUGGCAUAUAUUUAUAUGUUACAUGAACGUUUAAGCUGUAAGUACGCAUACGCAGCAGCCCGAAACAAAUUGCAACAGAUUUCUUAUUGUCAAUCAAUUUGAGAUUUAAAUAAGAGUGACACAAAUUUGCAUGCUAACAUUUUUAGCGAAAUAUUGUCAUAAGGCGUGGAUGCAUCCAAUAUGGCGGCUGGCAUCUAUGGGGAUAUUGUUAUUAAAAAUGAAAUUCACAAUUCCUAGUUUGAAAAAUACAGAUGCGUUCGUUUUGGUUGCCUCAUUCGUCGUCACCAUAGGCAACAAAUUUA
Molecule: messenger RNA, 2988 nt
Organism: Pieris brassicae (large cabbage white)
Lineage: Eukaryota; Metazoa; Arthropoda; Insecta; Lepidoptera; Pieridae
Exons: 13
Coding region: 45-2114 (689 amino acids)
Cellular component (GO): plasma membrane
Molecular function (GO): calcium channel regulator activity; GTP binding; GTPase activity
Source: RefSeq, a predicted model, not a curated record